AUGACGGCGGCGGCGGCGGCGGUGGUGGUCAUGAGGGUCGAGAAUGGUUCCUUCUACAAAAGUCAACACCAUAUCGCAAGGAAUGAACGGCGCACGGAUGAUAUAAUCUGUGUAGGCACGGGCAUGGGAAUUGGCGAUAUCGAUAACUUUAAGGAUAGAGAGUGCGUGAUAUGCGAUAAUCAGAAGUGGUCGUUCAACAAGAGGGAGCGUAAGGCUGCCAAGCGCUGGCUUGUUUCUGCUUGGAACAAUGAAGGAAUGACAGAUGGUUGGAUAGAAGAGGAGGAUAAAGGAGAGGAGGAGAGGAGAAGAGAGGAGAAGAGAGGAGGAUGA
This is a messenger RNA of Paracoccidioides lutzii Pb01, 330 nucleotides long. RefSeq lists its product as hypothetical. Bases 1 to 330 code for a protein of 109 amino acids. The transcript is spliced from 3 exons. The record is from RefSeq and is a predicted model, not a curated record.